AUGGCAAUACCAGAUGUUGUUAGCUUUUGGCUUCUUUUAAUCUUUGGAAUUCCAUCAAUCAUAUGUUAUAUUUUCAAUCUUUAUUAUUUUCUCAUGGAUCGAACACUACGGAAAGGUCUUCACAAUCAUGUCAUUAUUCUCAUUCAUUUUUUUGGCCUUUUGUAUAUGGUUACUGAUUUUAUCUGGUACAUGUACUAUUAUCGUAAUCAUUCAACGUUAAUAUCAUCACCCAUAUUUUGUCUCAUAUGGGUAUGGAUAGAUUAUACAUUACCUCCCUCAAUAACAAUUCUCAUGGCUUGGGCAUCAGUUGAACGACAUAUUCUCAUUUUUCAUCAACACUUAACUGCAACGCCACUCAAAUGUUUUGUUUUUCAUUAUUUCCCAUUGAUUCUAUUUGGUAUUUAUCCAUCCAUUUUUUAUUCUAUUAUGUUUUUCGUGAUACCAUGUGAGGUUUCUUACGAUUAUAGUCUAAAUACAUGCGGACUUUUUCAGUGUUCAUAUAUUCAGCCAACAUUAGCUAUGUGGGAUAGUAUAGUUGGCUUAAUUACACCAGGUUUUGUGAUUGUCAUUUUCAGUCUAUUACUUAUUGGUCGUGUUUGGUAUAACAAAUAUCGAAUGGGUCAACAAUUUCGAUGGAGAAAUUAUAGCAAGAUGCUAUUUCAGUUACUAUCGUUAUCUGCUCUUUAUUUUAUUCUCUUCUUUCCAUGCAUAAUUUUAUAUACAGCUUAUACAGCUGGUUUAUCACGCGAUGUGGGUGCGGAUUUUUUCUUAGUUGCUUUAUUUUUCUCUUACUUUGUAACAUUAUUUAUUCCUUUUGUAUCGAUGGCUGUAUUACCUGAACUUCGGUCGAAAAUGCGAAAUAUUAUUCCGUUGGAUCGACGACAAAGAAACGCUAUUGCUCCCAUAAUAAUAGCAGGAACUCGUCGGGCAAAUCGAUGA
Molecule: messenger RNA, 939 nt
Organism: Adineta steineri
Lineage: Eukaryota; Metazoa; Rotifera; Eurotatoria; Adinetida; Adinetidae
Source: the annotation of a GenBank genome assembly